Molecule: messenger RNA, 993 nt
Organism: Trichomonas vaginalis G3
Lineage: Eukaryota; Parabasalia; Trichomonadida; Trichomonadidae
Product: protein of unknown function, DUF4106 family
Exons: 1
Source: RefSeq, a predicted model, not a curated record
AUGACGAAAAUAACAGAUGCAGCAACGAGACAGGCAGUUCAAAGUGCCUAUGACGCCGUUAGAGCAACUGUUGUGAAAAGUCAAGAAAAAGAGUUACAACAGACCAAAACAGACCUAGUAAAUGCUUUCUUAAGAACGAAAAGUCAGGUAGGACAUUACGCUGCAGAUGGAACAUAUGUGCCAGCUGGUGGAACUUAUAUACCACCAAACCCUCCAAGAGAAGCACCUGCACCAGGACUACCUAGAACAUUUACAUCGUCACAUGGACACAGACACAGGCAUGCACCAAAACCAACACAACAACCAGCACAACAACCACCUCCACAACCAGCACAACAACCAACACAACAACCAGCACAGCAACCAACAGUUCAAAACCCUGCACAACAACCACCUCCACAACCAGCACAACAACCAGCACAGCAACCAACAGUUCAAAACCCUGCACAACAACAACAACCACAAACAGAGCAAGGACAUAAAAGAAGUAGAGAACAAGGAAACCAAGAAUUCUUAAAAAUGCUUAAAGAAGAGUGUGGUUUCCCAGAUAGUAUUGACUUUAGUGACAGAUAUAAAGAAGCUAUUGGAAAGUUCAAGGAUGGAAAUACUGACCCGAACCUAUUUAGCUUUAUGGCUCAGCACCAAAACGGAUAUAAUCUCAAACCUGGAAAAUACAAGCUCGCUAAGGGAUAUGAUUUAAUAGCAUAUCAUCCAAAUGACAUGGAUGAAUUUACUCCGAGAUAUUUGAUGUCAGAGCUAAAUGACAAUUCAACUUUCGUCAUGAAACGCGUAAAAAAUAGAGACGGAACGAAAGAACAAAAGCUUAUGAAUGCGGAUGACGUAGAUAGGGAAAUUGUUGAAAACGGUCUCGGAAUAUAUGAAAUGCCAGCAGAUGAGGUACAAGAAACUCCACAGGAAGAAGUUCAGAUACAACCAGACAUGGAAGAAAUAGUUCAGCAACAACAGCUAGAAGAGCCUGAAGGAAACGAACAA